Moesziomyces aphidis is the source of this 2190-nucleotide messenger RNA. The record is from the annotation of a GenBank genome assembly. Lineage: Eukaryota; Fungi; Basidiomycota; Ustilaginomycetes; Ustilaginales; Ustilaginaceae.
AUGGCCGUCGUCAAAGGAGGUCCCUCCAAGAAGAACAUCCAAUCCACGGGCAUCAAGCGCGUCAAGGGCGAGAACUUCUACCGUGAUGCCAAGAAGGCCAAGGUCGUAAAGCUCCUCUCCAAGGACGGCAUUGCCUCCAAAGCCAUCCGCGAUAAGAAUGGCAAAAUCAUCCAGGCUGCCGAAUUCCAGAGCAGCGAAGCUAAGCCCGGUCGUGUUCAGCCGGACAAGCGAUGGUUCGGCAACACACGCGUCAUCUCCCAGGAUGCGCUCGACCACUUCCGCACCUCGCUCGGCUCCCGCGUCAACGACCCUUACUCGGUCUUGCUCCGCAGGAACAAGCUGCCCAUGUCCCUCAUUCAGGACCCGGGUCAGGGCAAGGCCCCCUCGCUCACCACUCUUGAGCCCUACUCGGACACUUUCGGACCUGGCGCCCAGCGAAAGCGCCCGCGUCUCGAUGGCGGCAUGAGCUCUUUCGCAGAGCUCGCCGAGAGCAGCGAGCAGGCCGGUCGUGCUGCCGACGAGAAGCAGGCAGCACUCGAGGCCAAGGCUGCCGGCGUCGGCCUCGUUCCCUCGGAUUACGAGGUCGGCUCCAGCGCUCAGCGCUCCGCCAACGGCUUCACCGUCGAUGCCGACGAGCUCUACGAGAUCCCCGUCACGCGCGGCCGUUCCGAGCCAAUCUACAGCAAGGGUCAGUCUCGCCGUAUCUGGGGUGAGCUCUACAAGGUCAUCGACUCGUCCGAUGUCAUCAUCCACGUCCUCGAUGCCCGUGACCCGCUCGGCACCCGCUGCCGCAGCGUCGAAAAGCACAUUCGCGAUGACAAGCCGCACAAGCAUCUCGUCUUCCUCCUCAACAAGGUCGAUCUCGUCCCGACUUGGGUCACUGCUCGAUGGGUCAAGAUACUCUCCAAGGAGUACCCGACGAUCGCUUUCCACGCCUCGAUCAACAACUCGUUCGGUAAGGGCUCGCUCAUCCAGCUGCUGCGCCAAUUCAGCGUGCUGCACUCGGACAAGAAGCAGAUCAGCGUCGGUUUCGUCGGCUACCCGAACACGGGCAAGAGCUCCAUCAUCAACACGCUCAAGAAGAAGAAGGUGUGCAACGUCGCACCCAUCCCCGGAGAGACCAAGGUGUGGCAGUACAUCACGCUCAUGCGCCGCAUCUACCUCAUCGACUGCCCCGGUAUCGUGCCCGUUUCCGCGCACGACUCCGAGACGGGCACGGUGCUCAAGGGUGUGGUGCGCGUCGAGAACCUCGAGACGCCUGCCGAGCACAUCCCGGCGCUCCUCUCGCGAGUCAAGCCCGAGUACAUCCGCCGCACCUACAACCUCGAGAAGUGGACCAACUCCGAGGACUUCCUGGGUCAGAUCGCCAAGCGCAUGGGCAAGCUGCUCAAGGGUGGCGAGCCCGACCUCGAGACCGUGGCCAAGAUGGUGCUCAACGACUGGAUCCGCGGCAAGAUCCCGUUCUUCGUCGCGCCGGCCGAGGACGCCGCCAGGGCUGCCAAGGGCAAGGCCAAGGCUUCUGCCGAAGAGGUGGAGGCAGCGACGGCUGCUGCCUCGGCCGACAGUGCCCAGGACGACGAGCAGGACGCAGCGAUUGACAAGCUGCUCAAGAAGAAGAAGGUCAAGGGUGUCGAGCAGCCGCUCAAGCAGAUCGCUGUGGCCACCAAGUUCACGCGCGAGGACAUCGAGGCCGGUCGCCCCGAGGACUACGUCAUGGAACGCGACGAGGACGAGCCCGUGCCCGAGCUUGCUGUGGAUGAAGAUGCCACCUUUGACAGCGACAACGAGGGCGCCGAGGACGAUGACGACGACGAAGACUCCGAGGAGGAGGACGGCGAUGCGCUCGAAGACCUCAACUGGGACGACGUUUUCCAAGGCGGCUCCGGCGAUGAGGAGGAGCAGGACGACGAGGAGGCAGGCGACGUUACAGCAAAGUCGUCGCCAGGCAAGCGAGCCAGCGCUGCCCAGGACGACGAGGAGAGCGACGAGGCCGACAGCAAGCAUCGCAAGACCAAGAAGGAGCCACGCAUGAAGACGAGCAAGCGCAAGGCCGAGAACUACUACACCCACGCCAACGUCAAGAACAAGAGCAGGCGUGGCAAGCCGGACGCUGCCGAGCCCAAGUCCAAGGAGCGCGGACCCAAGGUCGGCGCCAACGGCAAGGGCGCCAAGCAGCAGCGCCGCAAGUAG